AACUUGCGGAGUUGAUGGAGGUGAUUGUUUUCAUACGUUAGGAGUACUUCGUAGAGCUCAGAUAUUUUUCUUCCUUAUGUUUCUCGCUACAUUUAAUACGAGCAAGCUAUAUGGAGCUCGCAACAAAUGGCAUUCUAGAUACUGGCCGUUCAAAAUUUUCAUAUUGAUUCUGUCAAUGCUGCUUCCUUUCGUCUUUCCUUCAGAUUAUAUACAAUUAUAUGGUGAGUUUGCAAGAUUUGGUGCUGGAGUUUUUCUUCUUCUCCAACUAGUGAGCGUGAUCGAGUUUAUCACAUGGUGGAAUAACUACUGGAUGCCAGAUGAGGAGAGGAAGCAAAGCUGCUUCUUCGGAUUAUUCAUGUCAACAAUAUUUUACAUUGCUUCCAUAUGUGGAAUUAUAUUGAUGUACUAUCUGUAUACCUCAAGAUCAACAUGCUAUCUCAACAUUUUCUUCAUUACUUGGACUGCAAUUCUGCUGCUAGUGAUGAUGGCUAUAUCUUUACAUUCGAAGGUGAACAGAGGCCUUUUAUCUUCAGGAAUAAUGGCUUCCUAUGUUGUAUUUCUCUGUUGGUCUGCCAUCAGAAGUGAGCCUGCUGAUGCAAAAUGCAAUUCACACGAGCAAACUGGAAAUAGUGAUUGGACUACCAUACUUAGCUUCUUGAUAGCAAUAUGUGCCAUUGUCAUGGCAACCUUCUCAACUGGGAUUGACUCGCAAUCAUUUCAGUUUCGCAAAGAUGUAGUGCAACAGGAAGAUGAUGUUCCUUACAAUUAUGGAUUUUUCCACCUUGUAUUUUCAUUGGGAGCGAUGUACUUUGCAAUGUUGUUCAUCAGUUGGAAUCUACAGAAAUCAGCAAAGAUGUGGAGUAUUGAUAUUGGCUGGACUAGUACUUGGGUGAAAAUUGUUAACGAGUGGUUUGCAGCUGCAAUAUACUCAUGGAAAUUGAUUGCACCUGUUCUGAGACAGAAUAAAGUCAUGAAUCAUGAGGAGGCUGGACAACACACAAAUGAUUCAAACUUGCCCUGA
Molecule: messenger RNA, 1021 nt
Organism: Carica papaya (papaya)
Lineage: Eukaryota; Viridiplantae; Streptophyta; Magnoliopsida; Brassicales; Caricaceae
Source: RefSeq, a predicted model, not a curated record